Messenger RNA from Pipistrellus nathusii (Nathusius's pipistrelle), 1488 nucleotides. NCBI's taxonomy places the organism in Eukaryota, Metazoa, Chordata, Mammalia, Chiroptera, Vespertilionidae. The record is from the annotation of a GenBank genome assembly.
AUGGCCGGGAAGCUGCUGGCGCUGCUGCCGCCGGCGCUGCUGGCCGCCGCGGGCCUGGCCGGCCUCCUGCUGCUGAGCGUCCCGACCCGCGACGUCCGGGAGCCGCCCGCCCUCAAGUACGGCAUCGUCCUGGACGCAGGCUCCUCCCACACGUCCAUGUUCAUCUACAAGUGGCCGGCGGACAAGGAGAACGACACGGGCAUUGUGGGCCAGCACAGCUCCUGCGACGUGCGGGGUGGGGGCAUCUCCAGCUACGCAGACAACCCCGCGGGCGCCGGCCAGAGCCUGGUGGAGUGCCUGGACCAGGCGCUGCAGGACGUGCCCCAGGAGAGGCACGCGGGCACACCGCUGUACCUGGGGGCCACGGCGGGCAUGCGCCUGCUCAAUCUGACCAGCCCGGAGGCCGCGGCCAGCGUGCUGGAGGCCGUGACGCGGACGCUGACCCAGUACCCCUUUGACUUCCGCGGCGCCCGCAUCCUGUCAGGCCAGGACGAGGGGGUGUUUGGCUGGGUGACGGCCAACUACCUGCUGGAGAAUUUCAUCAAGCACGGCCGGGCCGGCCGCUGGUUCCGGCCGCGGAGGGGCACGUUGGGGGCCAUGGACCUGGGCGGCGCCUCCACGCAGCUCACCUUCGAGGCGGCCGGCCCGGCCGAGGACCCGGCCAGCGAGGUCCAGCUGCGGCUGUACGGCCAGCAGUACCGCGUCUACACCCACAGCUUCCUCUGCUACGGCCGCGACCAGGUCCUCCAGCGGCUGCUGGCCAGUGUGCUCCAGACCCACGACGCCCACCCCUGCUGGCCCCGGGGCUACUCCGCCCACGUGCUGCUCCGGGAGGUGUACGCGUCCCCGUGCACCACCGCCCUGCGGCCCCCGACCUUCGACCCCACCGCGGAGGUCAGCCUGGUGGGCAGCGGCGACCCCGCCCUCUGCCGCAGCCUGGUCUCCGGGCUCUUCAGCCCGGCGCCCUGCCCCUUCUCCCGCUGCUCCUUCAACGGCGUCUUCCAGCCGCCCGUGGCCGGGGACUUCGUGGCCUUCUCUGCCUUCUUCUACACCGUGGACUUCCUGCGGGCGGCCAUGGGGCUGCCCGUGGGCACCCUGCGGCAGCUGGAGGCCGCCGUGGCCGCCGUCUGCAACCAGACGUGGAGCGAGCUGCAGGCCCGGGCUCCGGGGGCGGGGCCCCGCCUGCCCAACUACUGCCCCGCGGCCAUGUUCGUGCAGCAGCUGCUCAGCCGGGGCUACGGCUUCGACGAGCGGGCCUUCAGCCGGGUGACCUUCCAGAAGAAGGCCGGGGACACGGCGGUGGGCUGGGCGCUGGGCUACAUGCUGAACCUCACCAACAUGAUCCCCGCCGACCCGCCCGGGCUGCGCAAGGCCCUGGCCCUGAGCGCCUGGGCCGCCCUGAUCCUGCUCUUCGCCCUGCUGCUCCUGGCCGCGCUGGUGCUGCUGCUGCGCAGGGCGCGGCCCGCCAAGCCGCCCGGCGCCCUCUAG